Molecule: messenger RNA, 4215 nt
Organism: Alosa alosa (allis shad)
Lineage: Eukaryota; Metazoa; Chordata; Actinopteri; Clupeiformes; Clupeidae
Product: forkhead-associated domain-containing protein 1-like
Exons: 27
Coding region: 274-4059 (1261 amino acids)
Molecular function (GO): protein binding
Source: RefSeq, a predicted model, not a curated record
UUGUAGUGAGUAUUCAGCUUUAUAUCUUCUUGUUUCUGUUGUUUAACAUUGAUAUUUAAACAUGUCGUUUAGCUGUUGAAUUUAUUUUCUAUUUUGAACUAAGCAUUUCUCUAUUGUUUGGAAAACAUUGGCUGCAAGUUUGGCAGCUUCGUUGUAUGGAACUAGGUUUUAGCCGUGCCCAGUGGUUGUAUGUGUUCGGAGUGUUCUCUCGCGCCUGCGGUCAGUCUGAGAGCUUGACUGAGUAGGGGAAUCUCCCGCGGGUUUUAUCCGAGGAUGAAGGCAUACCUGAACACCCAGGGUUGGGUCUUCAAACUCCAACCCAAAACGACAAGGGUCGGGAGGCAUCAGGACAACGAUCUCUGUUUACGGAAUGCAGGAGUGGAGGAGAGCCAUGCCCUGAUUGAGUGGUGUGAGGCGGAGCAUUGCCACGUCCUCACCGACCUCGACUCUUCCCACGGCACGUACGUGAACGGAUGCCGUAUCCAUAACGCCAGUGUCAGACUGUCGCCAGGAGACCAGCUGCACUUUGGCUAUGGAGGCUCCGCCUAUGAUCUGACGGUGGACAGCAGCGUCCCGCUCCCCCUGCUGGGCAGAGAUCAGAGCGCAGUGCCCCCUGCCUGGGUUUGGGAAGGACCGCCCCUCACACCCCACCCCCCACACGGAGCCCUGCCCCUCGCACGCGCCCGGCCAGCGCAGGAACCAGACGCCCCGGGCAGAGCCACACGAAGUUGGCCUGGCAACACAGGAAGUAAAAGUUCAGCCAGAAGUCCAAUGGUGUCACAGAGCCUGCAGUCCUUGCAGCAUCUCCUGCAAGAGAAGGAGGAACGUGUGUUGCAUCUGGGAGAUGAGGUUUGCCGGCUGAGUGUGUUUGAGAGUGAGUGUGUGAGAAAGGACCGUCUCAUCUCCUCGCUGCGUGACGAGGUGUCCGCGCUCUCACACCAGCUAACACACUCCCAGGCCCAGGUGGACGUCACACACACACUCAACAGCCUGCAGACAGAGAUCAGCCUCAAGACCCAGCAGAUACAGGAGCUCAAGGAGCAGCUGUUGGAGUUGCAGGUGUCUAGUGAGCAGGUUAAGCAGGCGGUGUCAGACAGAGACCUGAAGAUCACCAGCCUCCGAGCUCAGCUGGACAGAAUGAAAAAUGACCACACCAAGAACUUGGGCCUGGUGUCCAGUCUGCAGAGUGAUCUCUCAUCCAAAGACAGACACACACAGAAGCUGACUGCUGAAUUGGACCGACUGCGGCAGGACAUCAGACACAAGGAUGCACAACUGCAGAACCUCUCUAGCAAGUUCUCCAAGAAGCAGCAGGCAGAUACUCUGGCACAUGACAAUGAAGUGAACUCCUUAAAGAAGACUGUGGAGUCGUUGGAGGCGUCUCUAAGAAACAGCCAGAGAGACGUGAGGCUGAUCAGCUCCGACAGAGACUCACUAAUGGAGAGACUUCAGGACAGAACUCAGGAAACAUCAUCUCUGAAAGUGGAACUGGACAAACAGAGACAGCAGUUGGUGGAAACACAGACCCAGCAACACAGUACACAUCAACAACUCCAGCUGUUCCAAAAGCAGGUCCUCCAGGCCACUAACACAGCCACCAACCACACACACUCACCCACAGAGCAGGAGGUGCUGGAGGCUGUGAGAGCGUUGGCUGUCCAGGAGGAGGCGCUGCAGAGUAGACUGCAGGAGCUCCAGGAGCAGCUCGCAGCCAGAGAGGAAGAGCUGGGGGAGCUGAGGAGCUCAGUGGAGGAGGAGAGGAGGAGGAGAGAGGAGGAGAUGGAGCGACUGACACAGAGACUGCAGGAGGGAGAGAGGGAGAGAGAGGAGGAGAGAGAGACACUGAGAAUGAGCCUGGAGGAGCAGAAGAGGAGGAGAGUGGAGGAGGAGAAGAGGACAGAACAGGAGACAGAAGCACUGAGGAGCAAGUUAGAGGAGUUUCAGGCUGCAGGAGGAUGUGUGUGUGUGUGUGUGUGUGCGCCACUGAGAGCCGUCCAGGUCCUCACACACUCUCUGCUGCACACACUCCUCACGCCUCUACUGGCCUCACAGAACCUCCUGAAGCAUGCUGGGCUAGAUGUGGACAAUACCUCAGAUGGACUGGUGUGUGCCAUACAGCUGUUGUGCCAACAGAAAGAACAGUGCCAUGCUGAACUAGAACGUCUGCAGUUAGUUGAAGGGCAGCUUGAAGAAGAGGGUUCUAUUAAGAUGCAGAUGGAGCAACUCAGAGCAGAGCUGGAGUCCAGCAAGACAGAAGAGGCUGUCCUGCAGGAGCGGCUUCGGUCUCUGGAGGCUGAGUGGACCGUCCGGCUGGAGGAGGCGGAGAGGAGAGAGGAGGAGUGGAGAAUGAGUGCGAAAGAGAGGGAGCAGAGAGAGGAGGAGUGGAGGAGGAGAGUGGGAGCAGCGGAGGAGAGGGCGGAGGACCUGAGGAGGAGCCGGGAGGAGCAGGAGGAGGAGGUGCAAGAGAGGGAUGAGAGAGAGAGAAACGGAGAGAUGGAAGACAAAGAGAAUCGGAAUGCUCAGACUAUCAGCCUGCUGGAGGAGAGACUGCAGGAGAUGGAGAGAGAGAGGGAUGGACUGAGAGAACGACUGAAAGACAUGCAGACUGAAUUAAAGGACAAAGCUUCACCCACAUCCCAGAGCCCCACUCACUCCAAACAAGGCUCCUCCCCAGAGGCUGUGGCAUCCCUGAGGGCCUCUUUGACCCGCGCUCAACAGGAAGUGGUUUCUCGUGAUGACAUCAUCGCUGCAUUGAGUCGUGACCUAUCACAGGCCCACGCACGGAUGAGUGACAUGACAGGAGAGCUGAGUGAGGAGCAGAAGGCUGAGCUGGAGAGGCACCGGGUGCUGGUGGUGGAGCAGCGGGUCGAACUGAGCGCGCUCACACAAAGGCUGGCCAUGAUGUCACAGCUCGUGGAGCAGAAGGACAAAGAGCUGAAGGACACCAAGCUCACACUCAGACAGAGCAUAGAGGACAAUCAGAAGGAGAGAGUGAAGGAGCUGGAAUAUCCCUCGCUGGAGCUGAGCAGUCACAAUCCAAAACACACACAGGAAGUGGCAGUGAGUGACCUCUCAGAGCAGGGGUUAAAGUGCAGAGGUCACCGGCAUGAGGAAGUGAUGCGUCUUCAGCAGGAAGCCCUCAGUGAGUUGAGGAGUCGCAUGAGAGCACUGGAGCUGAACUGGCCAAUCAAGCUGCUCUCCCAGCAUCAGGACCCCCCUCAGAAGAAGCCAAUGCAGAACUCCCAGAGGGCUGUGGGGCAGAAGAGAAUGAUUGCCUCCAUGUGUGGGUUCCCUCUCUCCUCUGCGGUUCUGAGUGAAGCCAGUUUGGAGAGGACAGCCAGACUGGACAUGACAGACGCUCUGGAGCUUAGUGAACAAACGUACCUGGACUUGGCGCGUGCUCUGUGUGAGGCUCUGGAGCUGAGUGAGGGGCAGCUGCCGGGCUGUGCCCCCCUGAGGCACCUCUCUCCUGGGGAGCGGGAGCGGCUGGCCUCCCUGAGGGAGAGAGAUCUGGAGCUCCUGCGCUCACGUCUCGCACUGACCAACAGCCAGGGGCAGCGCACACUACUGCAACUGCAGGAGAGCCAGAGAGAGUUAUACACACUCAGGGCGGGCCAGGCUGAAAUGCAGCAGCUGAGAUCUCGUCUGGAGAGCGUGUGUGUGGAGCUGCAGAAAGAACGUGAGGAGACCGCUCUGCUGAGAGAGGCGCUGGAGCACACACACACACACACACACACACGCCUGGAGCACACACACGCGCAGAGCAGACAGCGCAACGCAAAACAGUCCAGCGCACAACAAAAGGUAGUGUUUGUUGGCAGACCGGAGAGAAGGAGAGUACCACACAACUGUGGGCAGAAAGCAGAGCACGAGGAGAGGUUGUCUAUAGAGCGCAGCAGUCUCCAGGAGAAGCUGAGGAAGAGAGACUAUGAGGUGGAGACACUCAAGAAGCACCUGCGAGAGAGAGAGGAGGAGCUUACACAUGUGACAUCACAACUCACCUGUAUGACAUCACAGACACCCCCACCUGAGACCACACCCACAGAAACAGAUCACUGAAGAGGCGGACGAUAGGGUGUGUGUGUAUGUGUGUGUGCGUUAGAGGGUGACAAUUUUUUGGGACUCCCGCGGGUCACGGUAUUCCCGCGGGAGUCCUGCGGUACGGGAGUCAAUUUCACUGUUGGCAACGUGAUGGGGACGGGACGGGCAGAAAUG